AAGGGACAAAUAUGCGGGUAAAGAACUCAGCCAGGCGGCCUCGGAACCCGCUGCUACUGAGAACACCAGACGAGCUGGAAGAUGACGUUCGCAAAUUUUACGACCGGAACCACCUACAAGACGUGAUCGACGUUGAGUUGCUUAUCAAAGGAGCACGCAUAGCACAAGAACCCGAUAAUCUGUACACCCUCGACUUAACCCCAGCAGAGUUCAAGGCGAUAAAGGACGAAAAAGAGUCGGGCUUUUGGCAGCAAAGUAAAGAUCUCAAGGUGACCAUCCUUACCACAGCAUGUGCCGCAAUCACCCAAGGCUGGCAGCAGUCCACGAUCAAUGCGGGUUCAGGAGGCUGGAAGCAUGACUUGCAACCUAAAGGAGAAGACUGGACGCACGACCAUCUAUUGUUGGCUGGCUUUAUUGAUGCUGCGCCUUGGCUAUCGGGCAGUAUAAUUUGUUCGAUACUUUGUACGUUUUUAUUGGUGUAUCUCUGGAUUUUUCUGCCGAGUGAUUCUAACACAUAUCAAUACAGUGGCGUUUUUGUCGGCUUCGCCUGUGAUUGGAUUGUCAAUCGCCAGUGGAGGGUGCUUUUAGGGACAGCGUCGAUUCCCGCUCUUAUCCUCCUGUUCCUCGUCUUUCUAUGCCCGGAAUCCCCACGGUUUCUUAUCCGUAGAGGAGACUAUAUUGGGGCAUACGUGAGCCUCCGACAGCUACGAGGUACUGACAUCCAGGCGGCGAGAGACCUUUAUUAUAUCCAUAGUCAACUACAGGUCGAAACGGAGAUGUUUGAUGGUGAGAGACCGCAGAACUGGUAUAAUCAAGAGAUAUACCAGGAGAGGGUCCGUGAGACAGGGUUCCUAAAGCGGCUUGUGAUACUUUUCAGUCAUCCACGCAACCAAAGGGCAUGUGUGGCUGCAUUCUUGGUAAUGGCAUCGCAACAGCUGUGUGGUAUUAACGUUCUUUCGUUUUACUCUUCUCGACUCUUCAAUGGUGCAACCACCCAGGACAAGAUUCCCGAUACAAGUGAUUCCCGGCAACCUGCUAAUGUAACUUGGCUUAACUUUGGGUUCGGCUUGGCGAACUUCCUCUUCACCAUUCCUGCCUAUCGAUACAUUGAUUGGCGUGGGCGUCGACUUCUUCUCCUCAUUUCGCUAGCGGGAAUGUUCCUCAGCCUUCUUGCUAUUGGGUUUUUCUUUCGAAUCGAAGCCAACACGGUCAGGCUGGCUCUUGUAUCAACUUUUGCCAUUGGCUUCUUCACAUUCUUUUAUGGUAUCGGUGCUGGACCAGUCCCAUUCACCUUCAGUGCCGAAGUUUUCCCACUUGCAUUUCGUGAGGUCGGCAUGAGCUUCAGCGUUAUGGUCAACUUCCUAGGUCUCGGGCUUCUGGUACUACUUGUACCCAAAUUGACCGAGGCUUGGGGAAAAUAUGGAGAAUCCAAUUUAUGUUUUCUUUUCAUGGGACUCAAUGCGCUGGCCUUUGUUCUUGUUUUUCUGUUCGUUCCCAGUGGCACUGCAAAGGUGGGCCUGGAAGAAAUGAACCAAAUAUUUAACACGAAAAUGUCUGUUCAUAUCAAAGAGCAUGUCGUUAGCCUUGGAAGUUUGUGUGGCCAGCGAAAGCUAGAGGAUGAACCGCAUAAUCUCCAGCAAUUUAAUGAUCAUGCAUAG
This is a messenger RNA of Aspergillus caelatus, 1658 nucleotides long. RefSeq lists its product as uncharacterized. Gene Ontology annotation, cellular component: membrane. NCBI's taxonomy places the organism in Eukaryota, Fungi, Ascomycota, Eurotiomycetes, Eurotiales, Aspergillaceae. The record is from RefSeq and is a predicted model, not a curated record. Gene Ontology annotation, biological process: transmembrane transport. Gene Ontology annotation, molecular function: myo-inositol:proton symporter activity. The transcript has 10 exons. Bases 12 to 1658 code for a protein of 548 amino acids.